Messenger RNA from Baudoinia panamericana UAMH 10762, 2765 nucleotides. RefSeq lists its product as uncharacterized. The transcript has a single exon. Bases 166 to 2499 code for a protein of 777 amino acids. Gene Ontology annotation, cellular component: 3-isopropylmalate dehydratase complex. The record is from RefSeq and is a predicted model, not a curated record. Lineage: Eukaryota; Fungi; Ascomycota; Dothideomycetes; Mycosphaerellales; Teratosphaeriaceae. Gene Ontology annotation, molecular function: 4 iron, 4 sulfur cluster binding; 3-isopropylmalate dehydratase activity. Gene Ontology annotation, biological process: L-leucine biosynthetic process.
GAUGGCGGGGUUUGGCCCAAAGCCUCAAGAUUGGCCGCCUCCGAUAUCGGCUCGCUUUUCGAUGUCGAAUAUGCUGUUCGACGAUGAAGCUGUCCCUCUCACACACUCUGUCUCCCUUCCACCUACCAAACACCUACAUUCGAGCCACAGCAGACCGUCAUCACCAUGCCGGGCGCAGUAUCCGGCCCGCAAACCCUCUACGACAAGGUCUUCACCUCCCACAUCGUCAACGAGCAAGACGAUGGCACCAUCCUCCUCUACAUCGACCGCCACCUCACCCACGAGGUCACCUCCCCGCAAGCCUUCGAGGGUCUGAGGAACGCCGGUCGUAAAGUGCGAAGACCGGACUGCACGCUCGCAACCACCGACCACAACAUCCCCACCACCACGCGCAAGAAUUUCAAGAACGUUACCCAGUUCGUGGAAGAAGAUGACUCGCGGCUGCAGUGCGAGACGCUGGAGCAGAACGUCAAGGACUUUAAGCUGACGUACUUUGGACUUGGUGAUAAGCGGCAGGGGAUCGUGCACAUCAUAGGUCCGGAGCAGGGUUUCACCCUUCCAGGCACGACCGUGGUAUGCGGUGACUCGCACACGAGCACACACGGCGCGUUCGGUGCCUUGGCUUUCGGCAUCGGCACGAGUGAGGUCGAGCAUGUCCUCGCCACACAGACACUACUCACGCGACGAAGUAAGAACAUGCGGGUGCAGGUCGACGGUGAGCUGCCACCGGGCGUGAGCAGCAAGGAUAUCAUCCUUUACGUGAUUGGCAAGAUCGGUACCGCCGGCGGCACGGGACAUGUCAUCGAGUUCUGCGGGUCGGCCAUUCGGUCGUUGAGCAUGGAGGCCAGGAUGUCAAUUUGCAACAUGUCGAUCGAGGGCGGCGCAAGAGCAGGCAUGGUCGCGCCGGACGAGACCACCUUUGAGUACCUCAAGGGCCGACCUCUAGCACCGAAAGUGGACAGUGCCGAGUGGAGGAAAGCGGUCAAAUACUGGGAGAGCCUACGGACAGACGACGAUGCCAAGUUCGACAUCGAUGUUUUUAUCGACGCCAAAGACAUCGAGCCUACGGUCUCAUGGGGUACGAGUCCGCAAGAUGUCAUCCCAAUCACCGGCGUCGUGCCAGGUCCCGACGACUUCAAAGACCAAAACAAGCGUGACGCCUGCGUCCGCGCAUUGGAGUACAUGGGUCUCACCGCCGGCACGAAGAUGACCGACAUCGUCCUCGACAAAGUCUUCCUCGGCUCCUGCACCAACUCGCGGAUAGAAGACCUCCGCACCGCAGCGCACAUCGUCAAAGGCAAGAAGAUCGCGCCCAACCUCAAGCGCGCCAUGGUCGUUCCCGGUUCCGGGCUGGUCAAACGACAAGCGGAAGAAGAAGGCCUCGACAAGAUCUUCGAAGACGCCGGAUUCGAAUGGAGAGAGGCAGGUUGCUCCAUGUGCCUCGGCAUGAACCCGGAUAUCUGCGCGCCGCAGGAACGCUGCGCCAGCACCAGCAACCGCAACUUCGAGGGUCGACAAGGCGCGGGCGCGCGAACGCACUUGAUGAGUCCCGCCAUGGUCGCCGCCGCCGCUCUGGCAGGCAAACUCGCCGACGUCCGCCAUCUAUCUGGCUACGAACAUGCCCUGCCGAACUCGAAGAAAGCAUCCAAGAACGUGUCGCAACAAGCUCCUCACGUCGACGAACCGGACUCCGACGCCGACCUGGACAAAAUCCUCGACCUGAACGAAGACAGCCAGGGCAACACCGUCUCCACCAAAGCACCCUCUAGCACAGCCGGCAUGCCCAAAUUCACCCAACUCCGCGGUAUCGCCGCGCCCAUGGACCGUGCGAACGUGGACACAGACGCCAUCAUUCCGAAACAAUUCCUCAAGACCAUCAAACGGGCCGGUCUAUCCAAAGGAUUGUUCUACGCUUACCGCUGGAAGCAGGACGGCAGUCCCAACCCGGACUUCGUCCUCAACAAGGAGCCGUACACCAAGGCCAAAAUCCUGGUAGUUACGGGCCCCAACUUUGGCUGCGGCAGUUCACGCGAGCAUGCGCCCUGGGCUCUGCUGGACUUCGGGAUCAAAUGCAUCAUCGCGCCCUCCUUUGGCGACAUCUUCUUCAACAACACCUUCAAGAACGGCAUGUUGCCGCUCGUCAUCGACGACUCCGCCGCCUUGAACGCGAUCGCGGACGAAGCCAAGGCGGGGCGGGGAAUCGAGGUCGACCUCGAAGCGCAACAAGUCAAGACCGCGGACGGUAAGGUCCUCGCGGAGUUCGAGACGGAUGGGUUUAGAAGGAAGUGUUUGGUGGAGGGCCUGGAUGAGAUUGGGCUCACGUUGCAGAUGGACGACAAGAUCAGUAGGUUUGAGCGCCGGCGGACGGAGGAGACGCCUUGGUUGGAUGGGAGUGGGUAUUUGAAUAGGGGGGAGCGGAAGGAGGCGGUGAAGGUCGAUGCCGCGCCCGUGCCGAGGACGAAUCGGGGGGAGGAGAAGACGGAGCCGUUGGAGUGGUAGGGUUGACGUAGCCCUCGACAAUGUGGGUAUAUGCUUGAUGAACGCUUUUCUUCGUGGUGUGUUGCGAUUUCUGUUUCUACAAUGUGCCAGUUUGACCCACCCCCGUUUGUUUGUUGGAUGGUGGGUGAGCGUUGAUGAUUACGCACGUAUGUUAUCAUGAUAUGGUUGCGACGGCGAAUCCCAACUACGUGUACUGUAUGCCCGCAGUGAUUUUGCCAGUCGUGGCGACAAUAAGAGCCAUCUGCCUGUUCUGUCGCUAACGGGAC